This is a messenger RNA of Carassius carassius (crucian carp), 1403 nucleotides long. RefSeq names its product chemokine (C-C motif) receptor 9a (gene ccr9a). The transcript is spliced from 3 exons. The record is from RefSeq and is a predicted model, not a curated record. Bases 131 to 1237 code for a protein of 368 amino acids. Gene Ontology annotation, molecular function: chemokine receptor activity. Gene Ontology annotation, biological process: chemotaxis; immune response; G protein-coupled receptor signaling pathway. Gene Ontology annotation, cellular component: membrane. Lineage: Eukaryota; Metazoa; Chordata; Actinopteri; Cypriniformes; Cyprinidae.
AAACAGACGCUUUCCAGACGGCACCAAAAACAAUGUGAAAGUGAUCUUAGCAAUCAGAAAGACAGCAGACAGCAGCUCAUCUGUAUUACUAGUCCUAAUUUUUCUUACUUAGAAACAGAAAAGAUCAACAAUGAACGUUACCGAGUUUGCAACCCCUUUGACUGGGCUGUCUUCAGAAUAUCAGGAUUAUGAAGAUUCUUCCACAACUAUGGGCGAUUAUGAUGGUGGGGAAAUAUGUGACAGAGCAGCAGUACGAGAGUUUCGAAGGUACUAUGAGCCAGCUCUCUAUUGGAUAAUUGUGAUUCUGGGAGCCAUUGGCAACACUCUGGUGGUCUGGAUAUACACACACUUCAAAAACCGUCUGAAGGCGAUGACAGACGUUUAUCUACUCAACCUGGCUGUGGCCGAUUUGUUCUUCCUCUGCACUCUGCCAUUCUGGGCAGCCGACUCAAUCUAUGGAUGGACCUUUGACUCGGGCCUCUGCAAAAUUGUCUCUGCCGUUUACAAAAUCAACUUCUUCAGCAGCAUGUUUCUACUCACCUGCAUCAGCGUCGACCGCUACAUAGUGAUUGUCGAGACAACCAAAGCGCAGAACUCCAAGAGGGAUCGUCUCCUGUACAGCAAACUCAUCUGUGUGUUAGUCUGGCUCCUGGCAGCCGUGAUGUCCAUCCCAGAGUUUCUCUUUGCUCGUUCGAAAGAGGACGAUCAGGGCAAUCACUUCUGUAUGAUGGUCUACUGGAACAAUAAAAACAAUCAUACAAAAAUACUGGUCCUGGCUCUCCAGAUCUGCAUGGGCUUCUGCAUCCCUCUCAUAGUGAUGAUCUUCUGCUAUACCAACAUCAUCCGCACCUUGCUGAAGACGAGGAGCUUCGAGAAGCACAAGGCCCUGAGGGUCAUCCUGGCAGUUGUGGCCGUGUUUGUUGUCUCUCAGUUUCCGUACAACGGGAUGUUGGUCUUCGAAGCCACUCAGGCAGCCAAUACAACCAUCACAAACUGCAAAGAGGUCCAGCGCUUUGACAUUGCUGGCCAAGUUAUGAAAAGCCUUGCUUACAUGCAUAGCUGCCUAAAUCCGUUCCUAUAUGCCUUCGUCGGAGUGCGUUUCCGAAAAGAUGUCUUUCGACUUUUCCAAAACCUUGGCUGUAUUCCAACCCUCAAGAGCUCCAAGUUGCUGCAGGGAAGCUCUCAUCGCCCCUCUGUUAUGUCGGACACAGAAACCACUAAUGCACUCUCAUUGUGAUUGGUGUCAGAACACUGUCAGUGAGGCAUGCUUAGAAAAGGCUUCUGUUUUUAUGCAGGUGCUUAGCAUCUGGGUUUCAAAGCAGAAGUUUGAGGUUCCAUAGGAGGACUUUGCAUGCUUGGAAACAUGCUGUCUGGCGGAGGGUGAAGUAACCUGCUCACCACAA